UUUGUUAGUUGUCAGCUGUGGUCACAUUGCGCUGCGUGUUAUGCAAAAGGCGUCUUGAAUUUUUAGCUGGCAAUUUCGUAUUUUUCAACCGAUUAUCAAAGCCAGCCAACAUGGCGACGGCCGUGCCGCAUGUGCCCCCUAAACAGGACCUACCACCGCCCGGUGGCUACAAGAAGAUACCCUUUGCUCGUGUGCCGCCCAAGAGCUACUUCACAGGCUUCACCAUGAUUGGCACCUAUGUGGCCGUCACCGCUGUCGGUAUAGGCAUCUAUUAUUUGACAGCCAAAAAGGUCAGGCGCGACGAGAUUGAGAUGCGCUCGGCCCAGAACGUCAUCCUUCCGCUGUUGAUUGCGGAGCGUGAUCGUGAAUUUUUGCGCCAACUGCGCCGCAAUCGUGACGAGGAGGCUGAACUCAUGAAGAAUGUGCCCGGUUGGGAGGUGGGCACCUGGUAUGGUGAGCCCAUCUUCAAGACACUGCCCGAGGACACACUAGUUACACCCAUAUUCAAGGAGUUCUAUGCUCACGCCGACUGGAAAUCAUACGCCAAGCGUGCACACCUCAAGCUCUGGUCGUAAACGAAAAAGGCUGGGAGCAGGACAGCUGCCUCCGGCUGCUGCUGCUGCUGCUGCCGGCUGCUCCCACUCUUCAGCUAAUUAGUUAAAUGCACCUUUUUUGUUUGUAGCUUCGCCUAAGCGCUAUUUAAAAUGAUUAAUAAACCAAUUGCUGCCUGCAUUGGUUAGUAUGAAAGAAAGAGAAGUAAA
Drosophila novamexicana is the source of this 761-nucleotide messenger RNA. It is a transcript of the gene ND-B16.6, whose product is annotated as NADH dehydrogenase [ubiquinone] 1 alpha subcomplex subunit 13. The transcript has 4 exons. The record is from RefSeq and is a predicted model, not a curated record. The coding region runs from base 111 to 575 and encodes 154 amino acids. NCBI's taxonomy places the organism in Eukaryota, Metazoa, Arthropoda, Insecta, Diptera, Drosophilidae.